AUGGUUGAUUUUCCUGGUGCAAAUCCCGCUAAGUCUGAUAGUUAUUUGAGAAGGGCUUCAGCUUACCCAGAAAAUCCACCAGUAAUUGAUUGGUCCCUUUAUAAGUCAAAAGUUCCUGUACCAGGAAUGGUCGAAGAGUUCCAGAAACAGUAUAGUGCAUUAAAAAUACCCUACCCACCAGAUACUGUUUCUUCACAAAUUGAUGCAGUAGAAAAAGAAAUCAAGGCAGAUAUUGAGGCCUUCAAAAAGGAAUCAAAUGCAAAUAUUGCCCAAUAUCAAAAGGAAUUGGACCAUUUGAACAGCCUUAUUCCAUAUAGUGAAAUGACCAUGGAAGAUUUCAAAGAUGCUCACCUAGAUAUUGCAUUGGAUACAAUCAACAGACCAACUUUCUGGCCUCAUGAAUAUCUAUAUGAAUUAGUAACAUAA
Messenger RNA from Harmonia axyridis, 426 nucleotides. RefSeq names its product ATP synthase subunit d, mitochondrial-like. The record is from RefSeq and is a predicted model, not a curated record. Gene Ontology annotation, molecular function: proton transmembrane transporter activity. Bases 1 to 426 code for a protein of 141 amino acids. Gene Ontology annotation, biological process: proton motive force-driven ATP synthesis. The transcript has a single exon. Lineage: Eukaryota; Metazoa; Arthropoda; Insecta; Coleoptera; Coccinellidae.